This is a messenger RNA of Mustela erminea (ermine), 9086 nucleotides long. It is a transcript of the gene SLC4A8, whose product is annotated as solute carrier family 4 member 8. NCBI's taxonomy places the organism in Eukaryota, Metazoa, Chordata, Mammalia, Carnivora, Mustelidae. Gene Ontology annotation, biological process: regulation of intracellular pH; transmembrane transport; bicarbonate transport. The transcript is spliced from 26 exons. Gene Ontology annotation, molecular function: solute:inorganic anion antiporter activity; sodium:bicarbonate symporter activity; monoatomic anion transmembrane transporter activity. The record is from RefSeq and is a predicted model, not a curated record. Gene Ontology annotation, cellular component: plasma membrane. The coding region runs from base 498 to 3746 and encodes 1082 amino acids.
CCGGACAGCGUCCUCCCGUGCUCCGCGCGCUGAUUGGCCGCACAGGCCGCACGCUGAUUGGCUGCGGCCAGGCCUCGCGGGCCGGUGGCAAUGGAGGCGGCGGCGGUUGAUGGUUGACCGUUGGCUCCCGGGUAGGGGUCGCCGCUCGGGCCAUCGGCUCAGAGCGGACCGGAGCGCGCAAGCUGCUGCCGCUCGGUCUCGAGCCCUCGCGCCAGAACUGGCUGGGUUCCGCCAUGCCGGCCGGCAGUAACGAGCCGGACGGCGUCCUCAGCUAUCAGCUUCCCUGAGAAUCUGAUGAAAGUUAUGGACCCUCUCAAGAAAAAUGCGUAUUCACACAUAAUCCUGAAGGCCCUUCAGGAGAACCUUAGAAAUCUAUGAUAAGAAGUCCUCUCUGCCAGAAAAAAUGAUGGUAUCAGAGGAAAUAACAGCCAGCUAGUGAGGCCUCGGCAGCAAGUACAGACCAAGAAGACUUGCUAUUCUUUUUUUUUUUUUUUUUUAUGAUUUUAAAUAAGAGACCAGAUGAAGAGGCUGUGGUGGACCAGGGUGGGACUAGUACAAUUCUCAACAUUCACUAUGAGAAAGAGGAGUUAGAAGGUCAUAGAACUCUGUAUGUGGGGGUUCGGAUGCCGCUGGGCCGGCAGAGCCAUCGCCAUCACCGAGCACAUGGCCAGAAGCACCGGAGACGAGGGCGGGGCAAAGGAGCCAGCCAGGGGGAAGAAGGCCCAGAGGCCCUGGCCCAUGAUACACCAUCUCAGCGUGUUCAGUUCAUUCUUGGCACUGAGGAAGAUGAAGAGCAUGUUCCUCAUGAGCUGUUCACAGAGCUGGAUGAGAUCUGCAUGAAGGAGGGAGAAGAUGCUGAGUGGAAGGAGACAGCUAGGUGGCUGAAGUUUGAAGAGGAUGUUGAGGAUGGAGGUGAACGCUGGAGCAAACCUUAUGUGGCAACCCUUUCACUGCACAGUCUCUUUGAGCUAAGGAGCUGCCUUAUUAAUGGAACAGUCCUUCUGGAUAUGCGUGCAAAUAGCAUAGAAGAAAUCUCAGAUCUGAUCCUGGACCAGCAAGAACUGUUCAGUGACCUGAAUGACAGCAUGAGGGUUAAAGUGCGAGAAGCUCUGCUCAAAAAGCAUCACCAUCAGAACGAGAAAAAGAGAAAUAACCUCAUUCCCAUUGUUCGCUCCUUUGCUGAGGUUGGCAAGAAGCAGUCUGAUCCACAUUCGAUGGAUAAGAACGGUCAAACUGUGUCUCCUCAGUCUGUUCCCACGACAAGUCUUGAAGUAAAAAAUGGAGUGAAUUGUGAACACAGUCCUGUGGAUUUAAGCAAGGUGGAUCUUCAUUUCAUGAAAAAAAUUCCCACGGGGGCAGAGGCCUCAAAUGUCCUGGUUGGAGAGGUGGAUACUCUGGACCGCCCCAUUGUUGCCUUUGUGAGGCUGUCUCCUGCUGUUCUUCUUUCAGGCCUGACAGAAGUGCCCAUCCCUACCAGAUUUUUGUUUAUCCUAUUGGGUCCAGUAGGGAAAGGUCAGCAGUACCAUGAGAUUGGCAGAUCCAUGGCUACCAUCAUGACAGAUGAGAUUUUUCAUGACGUGGCAUAUAAGGCAAAAGAACGAGAUGAUCUCCUGGCGGGAAUUGAUGAGUUCCUGGAUCAGGUCACUGUGCUGCCUCCAGGGGAGUGGGACCCCUCCAUUAGAAUCGAGCCACCCAAAAAUGUCCCCUCCCAGGAGAAAAGGAAAAUGCCUGGAGUUCCAAACGGAAAUGUUUGCCACAUAGAACCGGAACCACACGGGGGCCACAGCGGGCCGGAACUUCAGCGCACCGGGCGGCUCUUUGGGGGCUUGGUGUUGGACAUCAAGCGGAAGGCCCCCUGGUACUGGAGCGACUACCGGGAUGCACUCAGCUUACAGUGUUUGGCCUCCUUUCUGUUCCUGUACUGUGCCUGCAUGUCGCCUGUCAUCACCUUUGGGGGAUUGCUCGGAGAAGCCACUGAGGGACGCAUAAGUGCAAUUGAAUCCUUGUUUGGAGCCUCCAUGACUGGGAUUGCCUAUUCCUUGUUUGCGGGACAGGCUCUCACCAUCCUAGGAAGUACGGGGCCAGUGCUUGUGUUUGAAAAGAUUUUGUUCAAAUUCUGCAAAGACUACGCUCUUUCAUACCUCUCCCUGCGAGCUUGUAUUGGACUGUGGACCGCCUUCCUGUGUAUCGUCCUUGUGGCAACUGAUGCCAGUUCCCUUGUCUGUUACAUUACCCGCUUCACAGAAGAAGCAUUUGCCUCCCUGAUUUGCAUUAUUUUUAUCUAUGAAGCCAUAGAAAAGCUGAUUCACCUGGCAGAGACCUACCCCAUCCACAUGCACAGCCAGCUGGACCACCUUAGCCUGUAUUACUGCAGGUGUACUUUCCCAGAGAAUCCCAACAAUCAUACCCUACAGUACUGGAAGGACCACAAUAUUGUGGCAACAGAAGUCCACUGGGCCAACCUGACUGUUAGUGAAUGCCAGGAGAUGCAUGGAGAGUUCACGGGAUCUGCAUGUGGCCAUCACGGACCCUAUACUCCCGAUGUGCUCUUCUGGUCCUGCAUUCUCUUCUUCACCACCUUCAUCCUCUCAAGCACCUUAAAGACAUUUAAGACAAGCCGCUACUUCCCAACCAGAGUACGCUCCAUGGUGAGUGACUUUGCUGUCUUCCUCACUAUCUUCACGAUGGUGAUCAUCGACUUUUUGAUUGGAGUCCCAUCCCCAAAACUUCAAGUUCCCAGUGUGUUCAAGCCAACAAGGGAUGAUCGAGGGUGGAUUAUUAGUCCCAUUGGCCCCAAUCCCUGGUGGACUGUGAUAGCUGCGGUUAUCCCGGCUCUUCUCUGCACUAUCUUAAUAUUCAUGGACCAACAGAUCACAGCUGUCAUCAUUAACAGGAAGGAACACAAGCUCAAGAAAGGCUGUGGCUACCACCUGGACCUGCUGAUGGUGGCCAUCAUGCUGGGUGUCUGCUCCAUCAUGGGCCUGCCUUGGUUUGUGGCUGCAACCGUCCUCUCCAUCACGCACGUGAACAGCCUCAAGCUAGAAUCUGAGUGCUCUGCUCCUGGAGAACAACCCAAGUUCUUGGGAAUCAGAGAACAGAGAGUGACAGGCCUUAUGAUCUUUGUGCUGAUGGGCUGCUCAGUCUUCAUGACGGCCAUAUUAAAGUUUAUCCCGAUGCCAGUACUCUAUGGAGUUUUCCUCUACAUGGGAGUUUCCUCCCUACAAGGAAUUCAGUUCUUUGACCGUCUGAAGCUCUUCGGGAUGCCUGCAAAGCACCAGCCGGACUUCAUCUACCUUCGGCACGUGCCCCUGCGCAAGGUGCACCUCUUCACCCUCAUCCAGCUCACCUGCCUCGUUCUGCUCUGGGUCAUCAAGGCAUCUCCAGCUGCCAUUGUCUUUCCGAUGAUGGUAUUGGCGUUGGUCUUUGUCAGGAAAGUCAUGGAUCUCUGUUUCUCUAAACGAGAGCUGAGCUGGUUAGAUGACCUCAUGCCUGAAAGUAAAAAGAAGAAGUUGGAUGAUGCCAAAAAGAAGGCCAAGGAGGAAGAGGAGGCUGAGAAAAUGUUAGAAAUCGGGGGAGACAAGUUCCCCUUGGAGAGCAGGAAGUUACUAAGUAGUCCUGGAAAGAACAGCAGCUUCAGAUGUGACCCCUCUGAGAUUAACAUAUCUGAUGAGAUGCCGAAAACCACGGUCUGGAAAGCUCUCAGUAUGAACUCUGGCAAUACAAAGGAAAAGAGUCUCUUCAACUAAAAGUCUUUGCUGGGAAGGAAGAUUUGGGCUGUGAGGUGCCUCAGGGAAGUUCUGGUUACAGAGAAGAUGGUGAGUCUCUCAGAGAAGAAGCAAGACCAAGUCUGGCCUGUCCGCCAUCAUGUCAAAGCCAUGCUGAAGCAUCCAGUUACCCGUGCUGUGCGCUGGAGGGCAGCCAGCCAUCCCCAUACCAGCAGCCCAUCACCAGAGGUGAACGGGGAAGCAGAAGACCACCUCUUGCUGGUACUUCUCUUCUUCCUUUCUCUUUCUCUUCAGAACUGCCACCCGUGAAGACCCAGCUUCCCAUCUUCCAGACAUUUUCUCUGAAACUCUCUGCUGGCCUGCAGAGCCAUAUGGAUCCACCCUUCCCCUGAGGAUUCCUUCGAUGAGCUCCCUCUUCCUGAAGGAUGGGGCCGGGGAGUCAGAGGAGAGCAGAGAGAAAAGGGAAGGCUCUCCAGUCCCAUAGAAUCCGCAGGCUCUGAGGCAGUCCUGGGCCUUCGUUUGAUGCCUCCUCUGGGGGAGGCUGGUCAUCCCCAGAGGCUGUCAGGGAUGUCCGCCACUAGGAGGAUCAGUGACCUGGGCAUUGGCAGGGCUCACCACCACAGCCAGAAGAUGCCUCUGCCCCAGACACAUCUGUGUCGCUUCCUAGCAGCAGCCUACAUAACUCGGCAAGAACCGUGGGUGAUGACAGGGCCAUGAGGGACACUGGAGUUGUUCAGCUCAGACAGGAGAAAGCUUGGGGGAAGAUCAGCAAUGAUAAGUGAGGACAAGUAGCUUCUCUUGGUUUCAUUGAGGAUGGACUAAGAGAACGAGCUUCAGUUGUUCCAGAAGGAGUUGGUUUAGACACCAGGAAGGGCUUCCUAGCCUGAAGAUUUGUCCUAGUGUCUGCUUUCUAGACAUCUGAGAAAGGUUCGAUAAUAGUUGUUUGUGAGUAGAAAGGGAGAUACGGUGUUUUUAUUGGACAUGUGGAAACAUCCAUAUUUUGCUGCUGUCUCUUAAGGAUACAUUCUGAUUCUACUCCAGGAGAGAUCCAAAUGCUUACGUAAUGUCUCCUUAGCUGCCUUAGUAGCAAACCAUCCUCAACUCAAUGGACCCAAACCACCUUCAACCGGGUGGUUUCUUCAUCAUUGUGAAUUUCUUUUGAUUGACAAGUGUUUUGGCUCUCAGAUGUAAAAAGCCACACUGGGAAAUGAACCAUGAGUGAUGAAAUUAAUUUUGGUAUUUAGUUGAAAACUAUAUUUAUAGUUUUUUCUCUUCUCUAAUGUGAUGAAUAUCAAGUGCGUCUAGGUUUUCCUUUCUUUUGUGCGCAGAAUGUGACAAGUCAGCGUGUUGGUACCCAGGGAAUUCGAUCACAUCAGUUUUCCAUCUUGGAAAAUCUUUGUUCAGUGGUAUGUUCCUACGGGUUGCUCUCCUUUUGUAGGUGAAGAGUUGGUGACAAAACUUUGUGGAAUUUUGCAUUCCUUCGACUCUUAAAAUAAAUCAGUGUAGUCUAGUCUUACUCUGAAGUCCUUUGAAAUUGAAGGAAUCCUGCAUUUCUUUAACAUUGUCCCAUCCCCCAGAACCAUGCCUAUUUCAAUACGCAGACGAUUGUCAGACUACUGAACAGCUGGCACAGGAUGGACGCCAACCACUCAGAACGGAUGCCGGCUGUAAACAAGCAGGUAUGUGUGGCGUAGCCGCUGCCUGUGGGCUGGGCGCCAUGUUGCUUUCAAACGUUAAAACCACAUCCCUUGAAAUUGUGGUAUUGUUCCUGGCUUGCCUGAUUUCUGCUCACAAGGCUGUUUCAGGGAUAGCCUUGGCUUCCCUUUAUAUGGUGCAGACAGGAACAGGCACACAUCUUUGAACUAUAUGGGCAUUAAAAUCUCUGCGAGCCAAAGCUUCACAUUUUAUCACUUUGGGCGAAAUGUAAUGAUUGUACCCAUUUACCUACUUAAUGUAGAAAAAUCAAAAGGCAACCUGUCAGUGGGAAAAGCUUUCCUGCUGACUUGCCCUGUCUCUCUUCAGCUGCUUCCUUGAGCUUGCCUCUUUCUUCGUCUUCCUUGUUCCCUGAGAGCACUCCUGCUUUCCUCUUCCAACCUGCUCCUCCUAUCAUUUCUGGCCAUCACUGUAGAGGCAGGUUGGUGACUGCUUCUCCUGUUCCCCGAGCCUCAGCACAGCUGUGAGGAAUGUGGCGCAGAAAAGCCUAUUGUACAACAAGUUAGGUGACAACAUCACUCAGAAAAAUCUCCUAAUGAUCGGUGUCUCCUGAUGCCUUAUAUACGCUAGGCCUCUCGAGAACAGAAAACCUGUCCUUGUUAACUGUGUGCAGUCAAUCACUGGACCACGUGUAUACAUCUGGUCCUUCUAGAACCAGACCCUCCAGGUUCCUGCGCCGUAGGAAUGUUAUUUACUUUGGAAGCCCGUGCCAAACCGUUAAGGCCAUUACGUCUUUUCUCAAACAGUAGCGAGCCUCGUUUCUGCUGCAUCUCUGUGGUGGAAACCAUUCCCUACUCUUCUUGUCUCUCUUUUCCCAACUCCCACCAAAUGCUCAACCCCAGUCCUACCCGAAUGCUUCCUUUCUCACGGCUGGUGGCCAUGGUGGCAGAGGCAAGCUGGGCAGUGUUUGGGGUAGGGAACUGUGAGUGGAGGUGAAUAUGUGUGUGUGUGUGUGUGUGUGUGCAUGUAUGAUCAUCGACAAAUGCAAGUGUGUCCAUAGAUGUCCUUGCUGCUAUUAAGUAGCUUUGUGUACCUAAGCUGGGGGGACAUUAAAAAAUACCAUCGUUCUCCUAACUAGGGUUUCUCAGAGUUCUCUGAUAGAAUAGCUUGACGACAAAUAUAGGCAGAUUAGUCUAUAGGAAAAGGUGUUUAAACUCAAUGUUAAGAAGAAACUGACUUAGGGGUAGAGAUUGCGGGAAUGUUGGCAGGCCAGUGCCCUGACGGGCUGGUUGCGUCAAGGUAGGAAGGGAAGGAGGCCAGGAGGUUAAGAAAGUGAUAGUAGGUGAAAACCUGGUUCUAGUGGUAGGAGUGGGCGUUGUGGGGUGGUUGGGUUACUUCUAGCUCAUGACUUUGAGGGGAAGGUUUGGUCCAGAGAGAAGGGGGACACCAGCGGUAUGCCAUGAACAUGCCAGAUCUGUUCAGUUGCGUAAAACCCAGACUAGCCCUUUGUGAUGAUAUGUGAUUUCCAACUUCUGAUGAUGGGAUCAUCAGGAGAUCUGGUCUUUACGUGUACGGCUCCUGUCUGCACCUCCUUAGUUAUAGAAAUUUGCCUUUGGAAUAGAGAAGUAAGGAACCAUUUAUUCCAAAAGAUGACACGAAUAGUUGCUCUUUCUCUUUGUUUGGGAUGCAACUGGCUUUUAAACUAGUCAUAAAUGUUUGAUAAAAAUCUGGUAAAUGCUCAAAAGUCUCAGGCGGGGCUGACAUCUCAGGCUAUGACAGCUGUUCAAGAGGUCUCUGAUUUUAGGAAUCUGUGCUUUCUGGUCAUCCAAAGAAGAUAAUUCCCACUUUUACUUAAUUUUCGACUUACUCAUAUCUCUAGACUUCCCUCUUAGUGGAGGAAUCAGCAGUUCUCCCUGCAUCUUCUCUAUCGACUUCCCUGUCCAUGUCCUGAGCUCUAUGUUUUCCUGAGACAUAGAAGGUGUGACUCCUGGGCUCCUGGCUUUCCUUUUAAUUGGCAUCAGAAGUCCCAUCCACUCUGUUCUCUCUGCUACUGUAUCAGCUUCUCUAAAUAUCUUCUUCUGCAACAGUAUUUGCACCUCUUCCUAGGACUUUAAAGCAAUCUUUCUAUUUGUCACCGCAUUUUCUUCAGACUUCUCAGGUUUCCAAGCCACAUCCUGGCAGGACAUUCAGGAACCCUGCAUUGAAUGUUCUUGGCCUUCCUGACUUUCUUUGGGUUGCAGCUGUCAGACCUGCAUGACGUAAAAAUCCUUCCUGCGGGGCCCGACCGGCCAAAUGAGACCUCCUCCAAGUUCCGCCCCUUUUACUGACUCAGCUUCCUCCGGCAGUCUUUCUUCUCCUUUGUGCCUGGCCUUUCACGUUCUCCUCGGAGAGCCGACUGUUCUUGGUCAGGGGUCCUCAAAAUGACCACCAGUCAGGGGUGGUGAGAGGGGUGAGGAGGAUGGACCGUUCUGGGGCUCCUUGGGAAGGGGACGUUUUGGUGAUUAUUCCUGACUUGGUGUGAGGGACUAAGGAUUCUUGAAAUACUGAAAUAUUGAAAUCUUGAAAUAAGCUGGGACUUAGUCCCCAGCUCAUCCAUCUUUCAGGGUCAACAGGAAAAGAGACCCCCAAAGCAAAUCAAAGUGCUUUUUCUAUCAAACCUGUUCUUUUUGGUUCUUUUGAUUUGGUGCCCUUGUUCUCGUACCUUAAUCGUAGAGAAUGGGCGGUUGACUCAGUUAACACUUCUUUACUGGAAAGGAGGCUAAUUUUCAUAACCGAAAGAGGUGUGAAGGGUCCAUAUCCCUGCGUGAAGCAUGAGAAAGGGAAAGGAGCGUUAUGUGGAUCUCUUCAACAGGAAAAGUCAGAAAGCAGAAUGAUUCAUCCACAGGCAUAAUUCCUUUAGGACAUUCUGUGCUCAAAGGGAAUGGAAUGGUUUCUGAUCUUCUGAAAAGAAAAGAUAGCAUUUUUCUUAAGCCUAACCCACUUUCAGCGUUGGAGAACACAGAACUUUUUCUUCUAGCUGAUGGCAUUGACAUUUCCUGAGAGAGACAGACCCCCCCCCCCCCUUCGGGGCACUCUUUCACGCCCCACAGACAGCAGAUCUUGGGCUUCUCUUAGCAGGUUCACGACUGACGCCAGCGGGCAGGUUCUCACACACGCAACAAUGUAGGAGACAGAAGUACCAAACUGAAUGUGCAAUUACUCCUUUUGCAAAAGAGGCCAAAACCCUCCUCCCCACUCCUUCCUCCCAUAUUCACUCCUCCAAGAUGAUAAGCCUCCCUCACGUGGAUCUGUGUCCAUCUAUGUGAUUGGUGAGCUAUGGCUGCCCGAAGCUAAAGGUGUCAGCUGGAGAGCAGAGCACCUUCCCACAGAAGGGGGCAGCUUGAGGUGCUGGUACAUUUCCCUGGUUUUCUAUGUUCUUCUUUCUAGUAGGUCUCAUGUAGAGAUAGAGAUAUUUUUGUUUUAGAGAUUCCAAAAUAUAUAUUUUUAGUGUAAGAAAUGUACCCUCUCCACACUUCACGGUGUAAAUAGAACCGAAAACAAACGUGUUGUGAGAAUCCCAUAGCAAUCUGUGGUAGGAACAGGACCCUCUCCCUUGCCACCGAGUCUCACGGUCCGCAUCUGCGAACCAGGGGAGGUGACUGAGGCGCCUCUGCCUGCCCAGACCUUCCUGUGCUCAAGGGGACAAAUAAAGUCUGUGUAAACUGUUCA